Molecule: messenger RNA, 805 nt
Organism: Acipenser ruthenus (sterlet)
Lineage: Eukaryota; Metazoa; Chordata; Actinopteri; Acipenseriformes; Acipenseridae
Product: peptidyl-prolyl cis-trans isomerase NIMA-interacting 4
Exons: 4
Coding region: 113-499 (128 amino acids)
Biological process (GO): rRNA processing
Molecular function (GO): peptidyl-prolyl cis-trans isomerase activity; DNA binding
Source: RefSeq, a predicted model, not a curated record
CGACCACAUCUACGAACAGCUUUCUUCAUGUCGGGUCCUCUUUAGUUCAAGAUUUUGGGACAGCAGGUUUCUAGAACAUUUAGUUAUUGCCUGUUUUUGUUGAAAUAAAAAAAUGCCACCAAAAGGAAAGGGUGGCAAGGGGGGCAAAGGGGGAGGUGCAUCUGGAAGUGGCGACACUGAAAAAAAGGAAAAAGCACAAAAGGGAGGCACUGCAGUUAAGGUCAGGCACAUCCUGUGUGAAAAGCAUAGCAAAUGUAUGGAAGCCAUGGAGAAAGUGAAGUCUGGUGUAAGGUUCAGCGAGGUCGCCGCGCAGUACAGUGAAGACAAAGCCAGACAAGGAGGUGAUCUUGGCUGGAUGACCAGAGGCUCAAUGGUAGGACCUUUCCAAGAAGCAGCAUUUGCCCUGCCGGUCAGCUCCAUGGACAAACCUGUUUACACAGACCCCCCGGUGAAGACAAAGUUUGGCUACCACAUCAUCAUGGUCGAAGGAAAGAAGUGAAGAACCAAUAUUAUUUUAUUAUCAUUUUUUGUACUUUCUAUUGUAAAAUAUCAUAAACCAUACGUGGCAGUUAAGAACACUUGAAGGGAUCGAAGAAAAUAGAGUGAAAAAGUGUAAGAAACAGUUUAUUGUGUUUUAAGAUCUCAUUCCUGUUAUGGAUUGUGUAAUAAUGAGCAAAUGUUCAAAGCCCAUUUAAAACAAGAAGACUAUAUACAGAUACAGUCUAUAUAUAGAUAUAACAAGGAUGUGAGACCUGGAAUUAGCUCUGGCUUAAUCUCUUUUGAUUAUAAAUGCAAACUUAUAACA